Molecule: messenger RNA, 1227 nt
Organism: Peronospora belbahrii
Lineage: Eukaryota; Oomycota; Peronosporomycetes; Peronosporales; Peronosporaceae
Source: the annotation of a GenBank genome assembly
AUGAGCAGCGCUCGUUUCAAAUACGUCGACGAGCAUCAUGGUUUUGGUACCAUGGCAAUUCACAAAGGCCAGGAGCCAGACAAGUACACAGGUGCUGUAGCUGUGCCCAUCACACUGGCCAGCACUUUCGCACAAUCGUCGCCCGGCGUCGUGACUGGUCGUGACCAGGCCAAUUCAUUUGGUAAGGGCUGGGAGUACUCACGAACAGGAAAUCCUACACGCGGCGCCCUCGAACGUGCGCUUGCUGCUUGUGAAAAGGGCCGUUUUGCUGUAUGCUACUCUUCUGGCAUGGCUGCGACGACAGCAGUGACUCACUUGCUCAAGCAUGGAGACCACGUAUUGUGUAUCGAUGACGUGUACGGUGGUACCCAGCGGUACUUUUGUCAGACGGUCAACCCAACGUACGGCAUCGAAUUUGACUUUACGGACUUGGGAGAUUUGAGUAAAGUGGAGAAACUGCUACGUCCGCAGACGAAACUUAUCUGGGUCGAGAGCCCCACAAACCCUACACUUAAAAUUACGGACAUCCGUGCCGUAUCGGAAUUUGCACAGAAGCACAACUUACUGCUUGUUGUCGACAAUACCUUCAUGUCACCCUAUUUCCAGAACCCGCUUACCUUGGGUGCUGACAUUGUGCUGCAUAGCAUCACUAAGUACAUCAAUGGACACAGUGAUGUGGUUGGCGGAGUUGUCAUCACCGACUCAGAAGACAUCAACACCAAGUUGCGCUUUAUCCAGAAUGGUAUUGGAGCAAUUCCGUCCCCAUUUGAUUGCUUCAUGGCCCUCCGUGGCCUUAAGACAUUGCAUGUACGUAUGGCUGCCCACGCCAAGAACGCCCAGGCAGUUGCCGAGUAUUUAGAGGCGCAUCCUGUCGUUGACAAGGUGUUCUAUCCGGGUUUAAGGUCGCACCCACAGCACGAUAUUGCUAAGAAGCAGGCGUUAGGAUUUGGUGGCAUGGUCACAUUCUACGUGCACGGUGGCCUCAACAAAGCACGCGCUUUCCUUGAAAACCUUGAAGUGUUUACACUAGCUGAGAGCCUUGGCGCUGUUGAGUCACUAGCGGAAUCUCCCGCCAUUAUGACCCAUGCCUCCGUGCCCUCUAUUGUCCGUGAGAAGAUUGGUGUCUCCGAUAGCCUUAUCCGCCUGUCCGUCGGCAUUGAGGGACUGCCAGACAUCAUUGCUGACCUUGAACGUGCGCUAGCCGCUGAGCCAAAAGCUUUCUCUUAG